UGGAACCGCAGUUGCCGGCGACACCGGAAGCUGGGCCGAGUUUUCCACUACCAGGACUGGCUGCCCGCGCCUGGCCGCCCACACGGGGUCUUCCAGGAUCAUGUGGUACAUCAGCACACGGGGGACAGCCCCCCGGGUGGACUUUGAGGGGGCCCUGUGCUCUGGCUAUGCCCCCGAUGGGGGCCUCUACAUACCAGAGGAGUUGCCCCAGCUGGACCGGGAGACCCUGGGGCGCUGGAGCUCACUGUCCUACCCCAGCCUGGUGAAGGAGCUCUGCAGCCUCUUCAUCGGGCCUGAGCUCAUUCCGAGAGAGGAUUUAAAUGGUCUGAUCGACCGAGCCUUCAGCCGAUUUCGCUCCAGAGACGUGGUUCAUCUGCAGAAGCUGAAGCACGGGCUGAGUGUGCUGGAACUGUGGCACGGGGUCACGUAUGCCUUCAAGGACUUGUCCCUGUCCUGCACUGCUCAGUUCCUGCAGUACUUCCUGGAGAAGAGGGGGAAGCAUGUCACUAUUGUUGUGGGAACUUCUGGGGACACAGGAAGCGCUGCCAUUGAGAGUGUGCAGGGGGCAAAGAACGUGGAUAUCAUCGUUCUGCUGCCCAAAGGCCGCUGCUCGAAGAUUCAGGAGCUGCAGAUGACGACGGUACUGAAGGAGAAUGUCCACGUGUUUGCAGUGGAGGGAAACAGUGAUGAGCUGGAUGAGCCCAUCAAAGCCAUGUUCGCAGAUGCAGCUUUUGUCCAGGAGCACAACCUGAUGAGCCUGAAUUCAAUCAACUGGUCUCGGGUCCUUGUGCAAAUGGCCCACCACUUCUUCGCCUACUUCCAGUGCUCGCCUUCCUUGGACACACACCCACUGUCUCCUGUGGAAGUGGUCGUGCCGUCGGGAGCUGGUGGCAACCUGGCAGCCGGGUACCUGGCUCAGAAGAUGGGGCUGCCAAUCCGCCUGGUCGCGGCCGUGAACCACAACGACAUCAUCCACAGGACCAUCAAGCACGGAGACUUCUCUCUGUCCCAGGCUGUCCAACCAACCUUGGCCUCAGCCAUGGACAUUCAGGUGCCCUACAACAUGGAGCGCAUCUUCUGGCUGCUCUCGGGCUCCAACAGCCAGGUAACCCGGGCCCUCAUGGAGCAGUUUGAAAGGACCCAAGGUGUGCAUCUACCCAAGGAAUUGCACAGCAAGCUUUCAGAGGCGGUGACCUCUGUGUCAGUGUCGGAUGAAGCCAUCACCCGGGCCAUGGGCCGCUGCUGGGAUGAGAACCAGUACUUGUUGUGCCCUCACUCGGCCGUGGCUGUGAGCUACCAUUACCAGCAGAUGGAUGGGCUGCAGCCCAGUGCUGCCCGGUGCUGCCUGGCCCCUGCCUCUGCAGCCAAGUUCCCAGAAGUGGUCCUGGCUGCCGGGCUGACCCCUGAGAUGCCAGAAGAGAUCACAGCUCUAGAGCGCAAGGAGACCCGCUGCACUCCAAUGCGGAGAGGGGACCCCUGGGCGCUGAUGCUGCGGGACACCAUCGAGGACCUGAGCCGGAGGUGGAGGGGUCGGUCACUGAGAGGCUUGCAGUAGCCCUGCUGGAGCUGGCCGUGAUGGUGGGAGGAAGAAGAAACAAAGACCCAGAUGUGGGCACACCCAGAAAACAGCACGGAAAGAUGCCACAUGCAACUUGACAAGAAGUCUUAGGCAC
Octodon degus (degu) is the source of this 1673-nucleotide messenger RNA. It is a transcript of the gene Thnsl2, whose product is annotated as threonine synthase like 2. Bases 101 to 1555 code for a protein of 484 amino acids. Gene Ontology annotation, biological process: dephosphorylation; 2-oxobutyrate biosynthetic process. Gene Ontology annotation, molecular function: pyridoxal phosphate binding. The transcript has 10 exons. The record is from RefSeq and is a predicted model, not a curated record. Lineage: Eukaryota; Metazoa; Chordata; Mammalia; Rodentia; Octodontidae.